GCGGGGAGUGCAAGCAUACCCUGUCCGGGGGAAGUGAGCGCAGGGUAGUGGAAUGUAGUUGCCAUUAGCGGGAAGAGGCGCUAACAGCUAGCCUGCAAUGCCCAGCUGGAGUUGGCGGGGAUGAAAAAAUGCCUCACUUUACGGUGGUACCCGUGAGGGAUCGAGCCCAGUCCGGCUAUGACGGUCUGGAGGGGAUCAACUCGGUGGACCACGGGGACGGUGGACCACCAGAUCAUCAAGACACUGUCAGCUCUGACGGACUUGGCAAUCACAAAGAGAACAGCCCGUUCCUCAACAGUCCUGAUGAGAAGAAGAAGAAUGACUUCUAUGACAGGAACCUGGCUUUGUUUGAGGAAGAGCUGGACAUUCGACCCAAGGUGUCCUCUCUGCUCAGUCGCUUGGUCAGCUACACAAACAUCACCCAGGGAGCAAAGGAGCAUGAGGAGGAAGAGAGCACUGAGGCCUCUCGGAGAAAAACUCCCAAGUCGCCCAAUAUGGGCACUCUGAUGGGCGUCUACUUGCCGUGCCUACAGAACAUUUUCGGGGUCAUCCUCUUCCUGCGGCUGACGUGGAUUGUUGGGGUGGCCGGCAUCAUGCAGUCCUUGCUGAUUGUCAUCAUGUGUUGCACAUGUACCAUGCUCACAGCCAUAUCGAUGAGUGCCAUUGCAACAAAUGGUGUUGUUCCAGCUGGUGGGGCCUAUUUCAUGAUCUCACGCUCUCUGGGUCCAGAAUUCGGAGGAGCUGUUGGCCUGUGCUUCUACCUGGGCACCACCUUUGCCUCCGCCAUGUACAUCCUUGGAGCCAUUGAAAUAUUUUUGAAAUAUCUGGUCCCCCAGGCCGCCAUCUUUCAUGCCGUAGAUCACCACGGCACUGACAGCGCGGUGCUGAACAACAUGCGCGUCUACGGUACCAUCUGCCUCAGUCUCAUGGCUGUGGUGGUUUUUGUGGGUGUCAAAUAUGUCAACAAGCUGGCCUCGCUCUUCCUCGCCUGCGUCAUUAUCUCAAUUGUCUCCAUCUAUGCUGGCGCAAUCAAGUCUGUCUCUCAUCCACCAGAGUUCCCGAUCUGCAUGCUUGGCAACAGGACCUUGGUUAGAGAUCGUUUUGAUGUGUGUGCAAAGACGAUAACCACUGGCAACAUCACAGCGCCCAGUCAGCUGUGGGACAUGUUCUGCCUUCCGGGGAACAUGAGCAGCGCACAGUGCGAUGACUACUUCCUGCAGAAUAAUGUCACAGAGAUCCAGGGCAUCCCCGGGCUGGCGAGUGGAAUAUUGCGAGACAACAUGUGGGGCAACUACCUACAGAAAGGGGAGAUCCUAGAGAAGGAGGGGCUAGCGUCGGUGGGCUCACACGGCACCAUGGAGAACUUUGGCAUGUACGUGUCCGCAGACAUCGCCACGUCCUUCACACUACUAGUGGGCAUCUUCUUCCCAUCUGCCACGGGCAUCAUGGCAGGCUCCAACAGGUCUGGAGAUCUCCGGGAUGCUCAGAAGUCCAUCCCCAUUGGAACCAUUUUAGCUAUUACCACCACUACUCUUGUCUAUCUAAGUUCUGUUAUCCUAUUUGGGGCCUGUGUCGAAGGGGUGGUCCUAAGAGACAAAUUUGGUGACGCAGUUAGGAACAAUUUGGUGGUGGGAACUCUGUCCUGGCCGUCCCCUUGGGUCAUUGUCAUCGGGUCAUUCUUCUCUACGGUGGGAGCAGGUUUGCAGACGCUAACUGGAGCACCAAGACUUCUCCAGGCCAUCGCCAAGGACAAUAUAAUCCCUUUCCUCAGAGUGUUUGGACAUGGGAAGACAAAUGGUGAGCCAACAUGGGCCCUAUUGCUGACUGGCCUCAUAGCUGAACUUGGUAUCCUGAUUGCCUCCUUGGAUAUGGUGGCUCCAAUCCUUUCCAUGUUUUUCCUUAUGUGCUAUCUCUUUGUUAACCUGGCCUGUGCCGUGCAAACGCUGUUGCGCACCCCAAACUGGAGGCCAAGGUUCAGAUAUUACCACUGGACUCUAUCCUUCCUUGGAAUGAGCAUGUGCUUGGCCCUGAUGUUCAUCUCCUCCUGGUAUUAUGCUAUUGUGGCCAUGGGCAUUGCUGGGAUGAUCUACAAAUACAUAGAGUACCAGGGAGCAGAAAAGGAGUGGGGAGACGGCAUCCGAGGACUAUCCCUUAGUGCGGCACGUUAUGCUCUGUUAAGGCUAGAAGUCGGACCCCCGCACACUAAGAAUUGGAGACCUCAGUUGUUAGUUCUGUCAAAGCUGGAUGAGGACCUCCAUAUCAAAUAUCCUCGGCUGCUGACCUUUGCCUCUCAGCUUAAGGCAGGGAAGGGCCUGACCAUAGUAGGAUCUGUCAUCCAUGGAAAUUUCUUGGAAAGUUACGGGGAACUGCAAGCAGCUGAACAGACCGUCAAGAACAUGAUGGACAUUGAGAGGGUCAAGGGUUUCUGCCAAGUUGUGGUGGCGACCAAGGUGCGGGAGGGCAUCGUCCACCUGAUCCAGUCCUGCGGGCUCGGGGGCAUGAAGCACAACACGGUGAUGAUGGGAUGGCCGUACGGCUGGAGGCAAAGCGAGGACCCUCGAGCCUGGAAGACCUUUAUCAACACAGUCCGGUGCACCACAGCAGCCCACCUGGCUCUAAUGGUGCCCAAAAACGUGUCGUUCUACCCGAGCAACCACGAGCGCUUCACUGAUGGCAACAUUGACGUGUGGUGGAUCGUCCACGACGGUGGGAUGCUCAUGCUGCUGCCUUUCCUGCUCAAGCAACAUAAAGUGUGGCGAAGAUGCAGAAUGCGUAUCUUCACGGUAGCCCAGAUGGAUGACAACAGCAUUCAGAUGAAGAAGGAUCUAGCAACAUUCCUCUACCAGCUGAGGAUAGAGGCUGAAGUGGAAGUGGUGGAAAUGCAUGACAGUGACAUCUCGGCAUACACUUACGAGCGCACGCUGAUGAUGGAGCAGAGAUCUCAGAUGCUGAGACAAAUGAGACUUUCCGGCGCAGAGAAGCAGAGAGAGGUAACGCACACACAAAAGUGUCAUCAAGAUGGGCAUGUCUGGAAUUCAUACUUCCGUCCUUUCUCCUCACAGGCCCAACUUGUUAAGGACAGACACUUGCUGGUGCGAAUGGGAAGUUUGUACUCAGAUGAGGAGGAGGACACGUUGGAGAGUCCUCUGCCGGGGAAUGUUCAGAUGACCUGGACGAAGAAAAAGUCUGAGGCUGAGAGAAGAAACACAAACAAUGCACCCGAAAACUUCAGAGAACUCAUGAGCCUCAAACCGGACCAGUCCAACGUGCGGCGCAUGCACACAGCCGUGAAGCUGAACGAGGUGAUCGUCAACAGGUCUCACGACGCUCGGCUGGUGCUCCUCAACAUGCCGGGACCACCUCGCGACACAGAUGGAGAUGAAAACUAUAUGGAGUUUCUGGAAGUGUUGACCGAAGGUUUGGAAAGAGUGCUGCUAGUGCGAGGCGGCGGGCGUGAGGUCAUUACCAUCUAUUCUUGACCAAACAACAAACCAUGGAGGUUCACAUCACAUUAGAAUUCAGUGUCUUCAUAUACUGUAAGAUCAUGAUCAGACCAUUUAUUUAGAGCAAGAGUGGGGAACCUUUUUCCCAUCUAGGAUCAUUUCAGUCCUUUGAGGUCCACAUGGUGGACCGGAUCACAUGGCCCAUAGGAUGUAGGUUACCUUCCCUGACGCAGUAUACAGUAUAUAGAGCUGCAGUACUGCCUGUGUGUACACAAAGACAAAGAAGAUUUUGAUUUUGGGGGUGAGGGGGGGGGUCACUUUAUUUAUUUAUUUAUUUGACACUUUACAUGUUUCUCCUUUAUAAGGCAAUAUACUGUGUUCCCAGCUAUAAAGCAAUGGAAGACUUUAGUAUUCAGCUUUGCAUGCAAAAGAUGAUUGGUUUGUCUGUUAUUUUAAACUGAUAUUUCUAUUGUUUGUAUAUUUCUUUUUCUGUAAAGUUUUUAUUUCUAAGAUGAUGUGCAAAACUAGUGUAGGGAACCACUGGGUCUUUCUCUUACUGAAAGAACAGUGUGUUUUAAAGUGAUUACGGUCGACAAGUUGUGCAAUUACAGAACAAUGCUAAGAUUCCUGAAUUAGAUUUUGUUUCAAGUCAGUUAAAUUUAGAAAAUUACUUCAAGCUAAUAGAUUUCAAUCAGUUUAGUUUAGUAAUUAUAUUUUUAUUGUAGUUUUAAUUUUUAGUUGAUGUUUUUUCCCCCAAAGCAGAAUUGGUCGGUGUUAAGGUUGAACAAUGUAGUAGUAGCUAUUUUUAUAUUCUAAAUUAAUGGUGGCAAUAAUCAUUUUGGUGAGAUUUUUUUUCACAAAACUUCCCACAUAUAAAAAAGUGAAUUUCUAUGACUAGAUGUCCUUCAAUAAAUAUAUUUAUUGCAAAAGUCAUACUCUUGUCCACUGAUGCUUUGUGCUUCUUCUAUUUUAUAUAUUUUAUUUUGGCACAAAAAAAAAAACAAUAUAAAGAAUCUAUUACAAUAUAGCUAUUAGUAGUGGUUGUAUUUUUUUGUGUACUUCUGACCUGCUGCUGGUGAUGGAUGUUGCAAAAUGUUGUUUGGUUCAGUCUUUCAAGUGUGAAUAUUUUUAAAUUCUGGUUAAAAACUUUUUUUUCAAGCUUUUUAGAGCAUUUCCAUUCUUAAAUGAUCUUUUUUGCACUGUAAAUUUUUUUUUUGCCUUUGUUUUUAAGCUUUUUUUCUCUCUUUAUUUUUAUUUUUUUAAAUGCUUUUAAUCAUGUAAAGCACAUUGAGUUACCUUGUGGAUGAAAUACGCUACAUGAAUAAAUUUUCUUUGCUUUGCUUUUACA
This is a messenger RNA of Phyllopteryx taeniolatus (common seadragon), 4791 nucleotides long. RefSeq names its product solute carrier family 12 member 4 (gene slc12a4). Gene Ontology annotation, biological process: cell volume homeostasis; potassium ion import across plasma membrane; chloride transmembrane transport. The transcript is spliced from 23 exons. Gene Ontology annotation, molecular function: potassium:chloride symporter activity. Bases 129 to 3479 code for a protein of 1116 amino acids. The record is from RefSeq and is a predicted model, not a curated record. Gene Ontology annotation, cellular component: membrane. Lineage: Eukaryota; Metazoa; Chordata; Actinopteri; Syngnathiformes; Syngnathidae.